Messenger RNA from Bipolaris sorokiniana ND90Pr, 1591 nucleotides. RefSeq lists its product as uncharacterized. The record is from RefSeq and is a predicted model, not a curated record. Bases 155 to 1414 code for a protein of 419 amino acids. NCBI's taxonomy places the organism in Eukaryota, Fungi, Ascomycota, Dothideomycetes, Pleosporales, Pleosporaceae. The transcript has a single exon.
CAUCAUGUCAUUGACUGUAAUGCAAGAAUUUAUCCUUGUGUAGAUCUUCAUAGUCUCUAAGUUUAAGAUGUAGUUUACGUACUGCUGAGCCCACGGCUCAAGUCUAACAACCUCUCGCUCCAUCCAAGCAUUUCAUACAGUUCCACGCGCAACCAUGGCCCAAACAAAACCCAAAAAUAUUGUUAUCGUAGGAGGCUCACUAGGCGGUCUCAUGGCUGGAGUCGCAUUGAAGCGUCUGAGAAAAGACCUCAACAUCCGCAUCUUCGAGCGCAACCCAACCCCCCUUCUCCAAGACCAAGGCGCAGGCGUCGUAGCCGGCCCAGAAGUGCAAAAGUUCUUCGAAACCCACGACCGCACCCACACACCACUGACAGUCUCAAGCCACCAGCGGCAAUAUCUCGAUAAGGAAGGAAAGAUCAUCAGCCGCCACGACCAAGAUCAACACAUGACAAGCUGGGACCUCCUCUACCACCUCCUCCGCACAAACUACGACGGCACAAAAACCGACUACGCUACAGUCCCCACCCCGGAACCCGGCGAGGGAACAACAUCCUAUGAAUACGGCUGCACAGUCACAAGCGUAGACGCCCCGUCCUCAUCCUCAUCCUCCCCAGACUACUCCAACCCCAUCCAAAUAUCCUACACCCACACCUCCGGCACCUCACACACCACCCCCACGGACCUUGUCCUCGCCAUCGACGGCCCCAGCUCCCAAAUCCGCACUUCCUACUUCCCCUCCACAACGCGCACCUACGCCGGCUACAUAGCCUGGCGCGGCACCCUCCCCGAGACCUCUCUCUCAACCCCCACCCACUCCCUCUUCACCAACACCUUUACCUUCUAUCAUGCCCCCGGCACCCAAAUCCUCGCUUACACGAUCCCUGGGUCCCAUGGCACUACGGUACCGGGGCAGCGCUUGCUAAACUGGGUCUGGUACGUUAAUGCUGCUGAAGAUUCAAAGGAGCAUGAGGAUGUGAUGACGGAUGUACAUGGAAGGAGGCAUCAUAUCACGCUUCCGCCUGGCGCUAUUAAUCCGGGGAUUUGGGAACGCCAGAAGAAGAGGGCGGGAGAGAUGUUACCGCCGCAGUUUGCGGAGGUGGUGCGGGGGACGGAGGUUCCGUUUGUGCAGGCGAUUACGGAUGUGAUUGCGCCGGGGGCGGUGUUGGAGGGAGGAAGGGUGGUAUUGCUGGGUGAUGCGCUUGCGGGGUUUCGACCGCAUACUGCAGCGAGUACGAACCAGGCGGCUUUGGAUGCCAUGUCACUUGCUGGGGCGGUGGAGCGUUUGUUGGGAGGGGAGAUGAGGGCGCUGAGGGAGUGGGAGGCGGAAGUUAUGCGGUAUGCGGUUGAGAUGCAGCGACGGGGGGUGGAGAUGGGGGAUAAGAGUCAGUUUGGGGAGCAUGAGAUGCAGAGAUAGAGAAGCUCUUGUUUGGUCUGGGUUGGGAUAUUUUUGUACAGUACAUAGACACAUUUACAUGGAAUGAUGAUCCCAGACUCCUCCCGUGCUUUAAGAUGAAUAGCAGUGGUUAUUAAUUUCUUUCAAGCCCCGCAUUGUCUAUAUCCAAACACCUGUCUGUCUAAUCUUCAGCAGCAU